Messenger RNA from Trichechus manatus latirostris (Florida manatee), 1311 nucleotides. RefSeq names its product progestin and adipoQ receptor family member 5 (gene PAQR5). The record is from RefSeq and is a predicted model, not a curated record. Gene Ontology annotation, molecular function: signaling receptor activity. The coding region runs from base 1 to 1311 and encodes 436 amino acids. Lineage: Eukaryota; Metazoa; Chordata; Mammalia; Sirenia; Trichechidae. The transcript has 9 exons. Gene Ontology annotation, cellular component: membrane.
AUGCGCGUCCUCUCGCGCCAUCCGGUCCAGGCGCACCCUCCCUCCGAGCUGCCACCCCUCUUGCUUCCUGGAGCCCAAGUGGUCGCUCCGAAGGCGGGUCUUGGAAAGUUUGCGCCGGGACGGCGCUGCGCCGGCCGGCGGGUGAAAUGCAGCAACCCGCCCUUCGCCCGGCACCCCUCCGCCCAGCUCUCCUACAGCGCCAGGAGCCGGUGCGACGGCUUCGCCCUGGCCACCUGCUGCUCUGUGCUGAACUACACGGACAGUUCCCCAGACUGUGACUCUCUCCCUGCCUCCGUCCCUUUGCUCCUGCUCUUGAAGAUGCUGAGCUUGAAGCUCCCGAGGCCGCUCAGCAUAGACCAGAUGCCCCAGGUGUUCCAUGAGCAGGGCAUCAUCUUUGGCUACCGGCACCCGCAGAGUUCGGCCACUGCCUGCCUUCUCAGCCUUUUCCAGAUGAACAAUGAGACCCUCAACAUCUGGACUCACUUGCUGCCCUUCUGGUUCUUCAUGUGGAGGUUUGUGACUGUGCUGUAUGUGACAGAUGUCCAGAAUGACAGCUACUCCUGGCCUCUGCUUGUGUACAUGGGCACCAGCUGCGUGUACCCCUUUGCAUCCAGCUGUGCACACACCUUCAGCUCUAUGUCCAAGAAUGCCCGACACAUCUGCUACUUCCUGGACUAUGGUGCUGUUAACCUCUUCAGCCUGGGCUCAGCCGUUGCCUACUCUGCAUAUACCUUCCCCGACACGCUGGUGUGCACCACCUUCCAUGACUACUACGUGGCCCUGGCUGUGCUGAACACCAUCAUCAGCACCGGCCUCUCCUGCUACUCCAGGUUUCUUGAAAUCCAGAAGCCCAGGCUCUGUAAGAUGCUUCGUGUCCUUGCCUUUGCUUACCCCUACACCUGGGACUCCUUCCCCAUCUUCUACAGGCUGUUCCUGUUCCCCGGGGAGAGUGCACAGAACGAAGCCAGCAUGUACCAUCAGAAGCACAUGGCCAUGACCCUCCUGGCCUCCUUCCUCUACUCCGCACACCUACCUGAGCGCCUGGCUCCCGGACGCUUUGACUACAUCGGUCACAGUCAUCAGCUGUUUCAUGUGUGCGUGAUCCUGGCCACACACAUGCAGAUGGAAGCCAUACUUCUGGACAAGACCCUGAGGAAGGAAUGGCUGCUGGCCUCCUCCAGGCCCCUUUCUUUGCUCCAGAUCACCGGAGCCAUACUUCUGUGCAUCGUCUUCACCCUCAGCAACAUCCUUUAUUUCUCAGCUGCUCUCUAUCGGAUUCCCGAGCCAGAAUUACAUAAAAAAGAAACAUGA